This is a messenger RNA of Cooperia oncophora, 360 nucleotides long. The record is from the annotation of a GenBank genome assembly. NCBI's taxonomy places the organism in Eukaryota, Metazoa, Nematoda, Chromadorea, Rhabditida, Trichostrongylidae.
UUGUCAAGGAAUGCAAAAGAGCUUCGUGUUGAUGACGAAUGGUUGCAGUUGGAACAUAAUGCAAGCUACAAGCUGCAAUUCCACUUGGAUUUGCUUGGACCAGGUCGAUUCAAUACUGGGGCCUACCUGACGCAAUGGUCUAAAGAGAAAACAGCUGGCUGGAUUGUCAUUUUGGGAGAAAAGGACAAUGACCGGAUGAUAUCACUGUGUCAUGUGAGCGUCGCUGAAAGUGAUCGUGCUGUCCGAAUGGACUUUGUUACCCCAGACAAGAGAGGAAGAUGUUACCUGAGCGUCUUCAUCAUGUCCGAUUGUUAUCUAGGAAUCGAUCAAGAGCUACAAAUCAAAGCUGAUUUGAUUUAA